Molecule: messenger RNA, 1224 nt
Organism: Rhagoletis pomonella (apple maggot)
Lineage: Eukaryota; Metazoa; Arthropoda; Insecta; Diptera; Tephritidae
Exons: 1
Coding region: 1-1224 (407 amino acids)
Molecular function (GO): nucleic acid binding
Source: RefSeq, a predicted model, not a curated record
AUGUCAGCUAAUGAGACCCAGUUACAUGUUUUCGUCGACGCCAGCUCCAGUGCAUAUGCAGCUGUUGCCUAUUUGCGCAUAUGCAAGGGUAGUGCCGUCGAUGUUGUGUUUGUCGCAGCUAAGGCACGAUGCGCCCCGUUGAAAGGUAUGACGGUGCCUCGUUUGGAGCUGCAGGCAGCUAUCUUAGGAUGUCGCUUGUCCAAAUCUAUACAAGAAUGCCAUGAUUUCAUUAUUGAUCGAGUCGUCUUUUGGAGCGACUCAAAGACAGUCCUGUUGUGGAUUAGAUCCACCACGCGAGAGUACAAGCAAUUUGUCGCCAGCAGGAUUUCAGAGAUCAUCGCUUCAACCGAACCGUCUCAGUGGAGGUGGUUACCAACGUCACUGAAUGUGGCUGAUGAUGCCACGCGAGGUAAACCCGUGUCCGAGUUCGAGCCGAGUUGUAGGUGGUUAAAGGGUCCAGAUUUUUUGCAACUCGAGGAAGAAGAAUGGCCGCCAGAACCAGUUGAUUCUAAGUCCAGUGAAUGCGCCGCUGAAGAGAAAAAGAACGUCAUACUGCUCGUGUUGCCAAAAGAUGAGUAUAUCUUGAAUUUAAAUAACUUUUCAUCUUAUCUGAAGGUACUCAGAGUUAUGGGCUGGGUACUGAGAUUUACGUACAAUGCCAAAAAUCUACACCGUCGUAUAGGGGAAUUGAAACCCUUCGAAGUUACUGAAGCAGAAAAGGUCAUAUGCCGCCGCAUCCAGAAUGAAGAGUUCGCCGCCGAAUUUCUCCAACUGCAAUCAAAACGGACCGUUGAUAAGUCCAGUCACAUAUAUGCGUUAACUCCGUUUCUAGACGACGAUGAGUUAAUAAAGGUCAACGGCCGAAUUGAUGCAGCGUUUUGUCUCCCUAUGUCAGCUCGUCGUCCAGUAAUACUGCCGAAACAUCACUAUUUCACUCGUUUAGUUAUCACAUAUUGGCAUAUAAGGUUACACCAUCAAAACGACGGUUUGACCAUAAAUGAAGUUCGCCAAAAGUACUGGGUGCCACAUAUCCGUUCUGUAUUUAUGUCCGUAAAAAGAUCUUGUCCAACAUGCAAAGCUAACGCCGCCAAACCUGAUACGCCAAUGAUGGGUCAGUUGCCAGCAGAUCGCUUGACGCCAUAUGUUCGCCCGUUUAGUUACACAGGAGUCGACUAUUGCGGUCCGUUCCAGAUAGCCAUUGGUCGACGUCGUGAAAAGCGCUGA